UUCGAUUACGGUAGUAAUUGUGUCACGUUCUUAUAAAAAAGGGCCAACAAACAAAAAACCGCAAAUUCUGGUCUGAAAAAUUAAAGCAAAAAAAAAUUUCUUUCUUUUGGCAAAACAAGUGAAAUUGAAAACAAGGAAAAAGUGUAUAUAUGCAGAGUUAUGACAUGAAAGAAAUAACGGUGGUAGUUGUUAAAUAUCUAGUAUAAAUGUAUAGUACAACAGCAACAAAAAGAAAAAAAUCAUACAGAAAGGAAAAAUCAUUUGCAAUAUAAAUUGUUAAAAAAAAGAAAAAUAAGCUAAAGUAAAUAUUAAACCAACAACAUUGACGUCCAAUAUUAAUCAACACACUGAAAGAAACUAAAAAAGCCAUCAACAACAUUUAAUAAACACCCACCAAAAUCAAACCAUAAAUACAAGCAACCAGGAGGCAGACAGACAUAAAGCUAAUAAAAUACAAGACUCAAAAGAAAUCAGCCAAAUUAAAAACUAUAUAUACAACGUAUGCCACCUAAAAACUCAAAAAAACAAUAAAGACAAUUAAUCACCAAACAGCAAAAGAAAGCUCAAAUAAGAAAAUCUAAGAAAAUUUUCAAGAGAAAUUUGUCUAUUCAUUUGUAGAAGGAAUCAUAAAGGAAAACUCAAAACUAUUACAACUAGAAAGAAGACAUUUAUUUAUUUAAUACCCAAAGGUAUAAAAAGUUAUUGCACUGGCGGCUCAUUUCCAUCAUCAACAACAACAACAACAUCACAAUCAAACUAUUCCACAGCAACAACAACAGCAGCAAUACCAACACCAACACCACCACCACCAUCAUCCACAGCAACAACGUGCUGGCACUGGCGGCAUCAUUGCAAACAGCAGCACAGUGCCCAACGUUAUUAUGGAGGGGCCAGAGGUGACCUUUCUCUUUCAAUUUGGCAGUAUACGUGAUGCAGUUUCAGUUGCUGCCAAUGUUUUAACAUUGAAAACUCUCAAGGAUUUGGCAUGUGAAUUUAUCAACACAAAGAUACCCGACAGUGGUUUGACCUACCUCUCAGAACGUAUAUUACUAUUUCGUCAUGAUUACAACAGUCCCAAUGUUUUGCACAUUAUCAAUUCCGCCGGAGAUGUGGUAGAUGAAACUUUAGUGGAAAUUGUUCUUACAGCAAGUCCGAUUUUAUAUCCAACAUCGGAUAUGCCAACAUUAAAACCACAUAACCUAAAUGUUCACUCAUACAAGUCGCCGACUUUCUGUGAUUUCUGUGGUGAAAUGUUAUUUGGUUUAGUGCGUCAAGGUCUGAAAUGUGAUGGUUGUGGUCAGAAUUAUCAUAAACGUUGUGUGGUUAAAAUACCCAAUAAUUGUAAUAAUUCCAAUGAUCUGAGUAAUUCCUCCAAACGUUCCUCUUUGCUGCAGCCACCCAGAAGUCCUUCGGGCGGUUCAACACAAUCUCUUAUUUCGAAUGAUGAACAGCAACAACAAGCCAAAAAUGAUUCGGGGAGUUCUCUGAAUGUGCCAAUUUACCAUAGAAGUCAUCAACGUUCUUCCUCGGCCGGUAGUCGAAAUGGCCAGCUGCUUGCCAAUACCGGUAUAUGUGCCACAACAUCUGCCUAUCAGAAUAUACGCAUUCCACAUACGUUUAUGGUGCACACCUAUGGUAUACCGACCGUUUGUCAAUAUUGUAAAAAACUACUGAAAGGACUUUUCAAACAGGGUCUACAGUGCCGUGAUUGCCAAUAUAAUACACAUAAGAAAUGUAUGGAUAAAGUACCACAAGACUGUACCGGUGAACGGCAAUUGAGUCAUGGGGACUACAAUGAAUCAUCGUACACACCCACACAUGUAGCCCAUAAGGAACGUGAUAAUUUCUUUAAGGAAGAAUUCGAUGAUAGUGAUUUCGAUGAUAAUGCCUCAAAUGAUUUCAAUAAUAGUCGUACAGGUUAUGGUGGUGGCAAUAAUAUAAUGGCGGUAAAACAGGGACGCAUGGGUAAUGUCAUGAGUGCUAAGACCACAACAAAUGCUCAUAACUCACCGCCCGAAUUGGUUAAUGGUCUUGCGACAACAAAUGAACGUACAUCGUAUAACAGAGAUUCGAGAUGUAUGGCCGAGGGACAAUCUGUCGAUGGACAAUCGGAACAAUCAAGUUCUUCAUCAUCACCUAGUGCCAAUAUACCCCUAAUGCGUAUCGUGCAAUCAGUGAAACACACCAAAAAACGUGGUGGUCAAGCCAUUAAGGAAGGUUGGCUGGUGCAUUUCACCAGUUUGGAUAGUACAGUAAAACGUUAUUUCUGGCGUUUGGAUUCAAAGACCAUAACACUUUUCAUCUCAGAACAGGGUAGUAAAUAUCACAAGGAAAUUCCCUUGGCCGAUAUACAACUCAUAGAGACUAACAAUGAUGUUAGAGUUGAUAAUAAUUAUUGUUUUGAAAUACGCACCGCCAAUGUCACUUACUAUGCCGGUCAAGAUCCUUUGGCGGGUGUAAGGGAGGAACAAGCUGUACGUUUACCACCGCCAGAUAGUGGUAUCGGUACAGAUAUAGCAAAAAGUUGGGAAACUUCCAUAAAACAGGCCUACAUGCAUGUCACCAAUACACAAUGUUGCGAGUCUGAGGAUAAUAUACAAGAUAUGGGUCAAUUAUAUCAAAUAUUCCCUGAUGAGGUAUUAGGCUCGGGUCAAUUUGGUGUGGUGUAUGGCGGUGUUCAUAAGAAAACUAAACGAGAAGUAGCCAUUAAAGUCAUAGAUAAAUUAAGAUUUCCCACGAAACAAGAAGCUCAAUUAAAGAAUGAAGUGGCCAUAUUACAGAACAUUUCCCAUUGUGGCGUUGUAAAUCUCGAACGUAUGUUCGAAACACCCGAAAGAAUAUUUGUGGUAAUGGAAAAGCUCAAAGGUGAUAUGUUGGAAAUGAUACUUUCGCACGAAAGAGGACGUCUCAGCGAAAGAGUAACGAAAUUUCUUAUUACACAAAUACUUAUUGCUCUCAAGCAUCUACACAGUCAAAAUAUUGUGCAUUGUGAUCUAAAACCCGAGAAUGUGUUGCUCUCCUCCGAUGCUGAAUUUCCACAAGUCAAAUUAUGUGAUUUUGGUUAUGCGCGCAUUAUAGGAGAGAAAUCCUUUAGAAGAUCAGUGGUGGGAACACCGGCCUAUUUAGCUCCCGAGGUUUUACGCAACAAAGGUUAUAAUCGAUCUUUGGAUAUGUGGAGUGUGGGUGUGAUCAUUUAUGUAAGUCUGAGUGGUACAUUCCCUUUCAAUGAGGAAGAGGACAUAAAUGAUCAAAUACAAAAUGCCGCCUUUAUGUAUCCACCAAAUCCCUGGAAAGAAAUAUCAUCGAAUGCUAUUGAUUUGAUCAAUAAUUUGCUGCAAGUGAAACAACGAAAACGUUAUACGGUGGACAAGAGUCUGCAGCAUUAUUGGCUGCAGGACAAACAAACCUAUCGUGAUUUGCGUAAUUUAGAAGCUCAAGUGGGUACACGCUAUUUAACACACGAGGCCGAUGACAUGAGGUGGGCUAGCACCGGUGAUAUGUGACCUGUUAAUGAGCAGAUUACAAAAGCAGUUAGCAACACCAAACAAACAGAUUCAGAAAACAAACAAAACACAGUAUCUACACAGCCACAACAACUAAUCGCUAUAACACCUCUGCUUGAAGAACAAGAAAAACAACAGGAACAACAAACGCCACAGCCGUCAGAACAGGAGCAAUUGCGGCGUAAAUCCACUCUGCCACAAUUAGAAACUAUCGAAACUUGUGGUUGUCGUAGUCUGCCGGGUAAACCAAAAGUUGAAG
This is a messenger RNA of Lucilia cuprina (Australian sheep blowfly), 3762 nucleotides long. RefSeq names its product serine/threonine-protein kinase D1 (gene PKD). The record is from RefSeq and is a predicted model, not a curated record. Gene Ontology annotation, biological process: protein phosphorylation. Gene Ontology annotation, molecular function: protein serine/threonine kinase activity; ATP binding. NCBI's taxonomy places the organism in Eukaryota, Metazoa, Arthropoda, Insecta, Diptera, Calliphoridae. The transcript is spliced from 10 exons. The coding region runs from base 882 to 3503 and encodes 873 amino acids.